UCAUUCUGAUAUUGGCAUCUCGACAAGACACUUCUCUUUUAAGGAGAGAAGCUACCGAAGUCGGAACUCACUUUGAACAUGCGUAAUUCACUUUUCACUACAUUAUUCUUCGGACUAGCAGCGCUUGUCAUGGUGCUCAACGCCCAAUACACUUCCGAACUCGAGGAGGACGAGAAGCGCGGCGGAGCCCGUGCGAUGUUACACAAACGUGGCGGAGCCCGAGCAUUCUCAGCCGACGUGGGUGACGACUACAAGCGAGGUGGCGCUCGUGCGUUCUACGACGAGAAGCGUGGCGGUGCACGAGCCUUUUUGACCGAGAUGAAACGUGGCGGAGCUCGAGUUUUCCAAGGAUUCGAGGACGAGAAGCGAGGUGGAGCUCGCGCGUUCAUGAUGGACAAACGAGGCGGCGGAAGAGCAUUCGGAGACAUGAUGAAGCGUGGCGGAGCACGAGCAUUUGUGGAGAACUCGAAGAGAGAUGAGGAUUGGGUCAUUCGACCAUUCGAAGACGAUCGUCUUGGUGUGUUCUAAAUCUCUAUCACUACUACUACUAUCACUUCCACUUCUACUACUUCACUUCUUCUACACCUACUUCUACUCUCCUUCACCCUUCCAAGCACUACAAUUUCGAAAAACGUGGCGGCGGUCGUUCAUUUCCGGUCAAGCCAGGAAGACUAGACGACUAAAUAUGAUGAUGAUGAUGAUGAUGAUGUGUCAAAUAAUUCAAUUCUUUCCCCCAUUUUCUUGUGUUUCAUCAAGUUUCAUUGUUUAAUAAAAAGUGUUGAGUUAUGA
Molecule: messenger RNA, 789 nt
Organism: Caenorhabditis elegans
Lineage: Eukaryota; Metazoa; Nematoda; Chromadorea; Rhabditida; Rhabditidae
Gene: nlp-21
Product: Neuropeptide-Like Protein
Exons: 3
Coding region: 79-528 (149 amino acids)
Source: RefSeq, marked reviewed